Molecule: messenger RNA, 1304 nt
Organism: Solea senegalensis (Senegalese sole)
Lineage: Eukaryota; Metazoa; Chordata; Actinopteri; Pleuronectiformes; Soleidae
Gene: cbr4
Product: carbonyl reductase 4
Exons: 7
Coding region: 145-867 (240 amino acids)
Biological process (GO): fatty acid biosynthetic process
Molecular function (GO): oxidoreductase activity, acting on the CH-OH group of donors, NAD or NADP as acceptor; quinone binding
Source: RefSeq, a predicted model, not a curated record
UCUAACAGCGCAACAACAUGGAGGAGAAACCAACAUGGCGUCCGUGAGCAGAGCUAACUCUCCGCUGUCUUUCUGACUUAUUUUCUUCUUAAAUUAAUCAUUGACACAGAAACGCGCUCCGUUUAACUGAAGAGUAAAGUUGUCAUGGCCGUGUCCAGGCUGGCGGUGGUGUGUGGGGGCUCCAGGGGCAUCGGGGGGGCCGUGUCCCGUCUCCUGGCUCAGAAAGGCUGCAGAGUCGCUGUGGUGUCCAGGAAUGAAGACACUGCCCGGGACACUGUGGCGUCUCUUCACGGAGACGAUCAUGUGGCUUUCAGCUGUGACGUGUCCAGAGAAGACGAGGUGCAGAAAACCUUCACAUGCAUCCAGAAAACCUGUGGAAACAUCUCCUACCUGGUGAACGCAGCUGGUAUCAACAGAGACGCUCUGCUGUUCAGAACCAAACGUGAGGACAUGUUGGAGCUGCUUCACACCAACGUGCUGGGCACCAUGCUGACCUGCAGGGCGGCGCUGCGCACCAUGCUGCACACUGAGGGAGCAGCCAUCGUUAACAUAGGUUCAGUCGUGGGUCUGAAGGGGAAUGUGGGUCAGAGUGUGUACAGUGCCAGUAAGUCGGCUCUUGAGGGGUUCACGCGGUCUUUGGCUAAAGAAGUGUCGUCACGUGGCGUCAGUGUUAAUCUGGUGGCUCCAGGUUUUAUCCACACCGCCAUGACGGCGUCACUGAGGGAGGAGGACGGCGUUGGCUCGGUUCCUCUGCGGAGGUUCGGUGAACCGGAGGACGUCGCCUCUGCUGUGCUUUUCCUCCUGGAGUCGUCCUACGUCACGGGACAGGUGCUGGUCGUGGAUGGAGGCCUGCAGCUUGCCAUGUGAGGGGGCAUGGCCUAACCUGCCUGUGGCAGAAGAUUUGUGGGGAUGGGACGCCGGUGACGCGACACUCCAUUCUCACAGGAUGUCCCUCAGCCACGCGCUGAAUGCAGCUUCUCCUAGCGUGGCAUUUCUUUGGCUGUGGAGAGAAGGGGCGGCGUUUUAGUUUGGACUUGUUGGUUUGACACUUGUCUUGAGUGUCUUGCGUGACUCCUGUGACUCGUGUGAAACUGCUUUACUUCCUCCCGCUCACCUGCUACGAUGAGCUCCAGGUUGAAGGAGUUCUGCCCGGCUCGGUUGCUGGCGAUGCAGGUGUAGAUUCCCGCGUCGCGGCUGCUCACUGGCUCGAUGACCAGCGAGUGGACGCCGUUCUCCCUCACCAGCAUCUUGUGGGCGGAGUCGGGGCGGAUGGUCUGUCCGUUCAGCUGCCAGAUGAGGUCAGG